Molecule: messenger RNA, 5449 nt
Organism: Chelonus insularis
Lineage: Eukaryota; Metazoa; Arthropoda; Insecta; Hymenoptera; Braconidae
Product: atrial natriuretic peptide receptor 1-like
Exons: 23
Coding region: 184-3771 (1195 amino acids)
Biological process (GO): receptor guanylyl cyclase signaling pathway; protein phosphorylation; intracellular signal transduction
Cellular component (GO): plasma membrane
Molecular function (GO): guanylate cyclase activity; adenylate cyclase activity; ATP binding
Source: RefSeq, a predicted model, not a curated record
UGACGAUAAGACGAUUCUUGUAAAAAAAAGAAUGGUAACAAUUACUCAGAAUGUUUUUAUCAAUAUUUACGAAAGUACUUAAUUAUUCAACUACAGAUGUUUACUUCCAGUAUUGAAUUAUUUGAAAACAUGAAUGAACAAUUAAAGUGAAAAGACAACAAAGUGUAUGAAAAUAAUUAAUCCAUGGGUUCAAGAUGUGUCUUGCAAUUGACUGUGACAUGGAUAAUGAUUAUACUGAUGGAUCCAAUGAUGGUGAGCUCAAGUUGCCGAGAAACAAAGUUACCUAGAGACUGCGAAGCACUUUGUGGCAAAAACCGGUGGGGUUUUGUAUCCUGUGAGUUAAGAGCAGCUGUUUUACUUCCUGCAGAAACGAUAUUCGAUAUUUCUCUGCCAAAGGUUCUUCCCGUCUUAGAUUUGGCAGUUUAUCAAGUGAGAGCUAUGAAAAUCCUUCCGAGUUGGUUAGAACUUAAAUUUCUUCCUCAAGAUGAUCAUUGUGAUGCUACUUAUGCCCAAAUAGCGGCUAUAGAUAGUUAUGCAGAGUGUGUUCAUUUAUUUUUAGGACCGGCGUGCGAUUAUUGCGUAGCCAAUGUUGGAAGAGUGGCGAAGUUUCUUAAUGCACCACUAAUUACAACUGGUGGAUUUACUUUUGAUUUUACUGAGAAGAAGACUGUAUGCUCUGAUGAAUACUUUAUGACUACGAGAAUUGGCAGUCUGGCUUUUAGAGAUAUUAGCAGAGUCUUUUUAUCCGUUAUGGAUCGCUAUAACUGGACAAAAAUUCAUUUGGUUUAUGAUCCAAAUGGUCAAAGACAACUUGCUGGGAAACAUACGUGUCAGUUAAUGAUGAAGUCAAUGGUUCAAUUUAUCAAAAAACGUCAGGACAUAACUUUUGAUAGUUUUGAUGUUGAAACCAAGGCUCGAGAAGAUUAUCGUGAAUUAUUGGAAACCAACGUGGGAAACUCCUACAGUAUUGUUGUAAUGUGUGCAAAUUCAACCACAGUACGAGAGAUACUUUUAGCUGCUGAAGAACUUGGAAUGGUUGAUUCAGGGGAAUACGUAUUUUUCUCUAUAGAACUUUCCUCAAGUGACAAUAAUUCAAAAGAACCUUGGAGAAUGGAAGGAGACACUGAUGAGCGUAAUGAGAAAGCAAGGAAAGCAUAUCAAGCUUUAUUAACAGUAACAGCUCGUACACCAGACAAUGAGGAAUAUUUGAAUUUCUCCCGCGAAGUUAAGUCACUUGCACAAAGAAAGUACAACUACACAUUUGGGAAUAGUUCACUGUCAACAUUUGUAGCAGCUUUUUAUGAUGCUGUAUUUCUUUUUGCUCUUGCGUUGAAGGAAAGUCUUCCAGAAAUACCAGAAGAAGUCAACUUGGAUGGUGGAAAUUUAACAAGAAGAAUGUGGGGUAAAAGUUUUAAAGGCAUCACAGGAGACGUAAAUAUUGAUGAGAACGGUGAUAGAAUAGCGGAUUAUUCAUUACUAGACAUGGAUCCAAUAACAUCUAAAUUUGAGAUUGUGGCGAAUUACUACGGAGCAAACAAAACCUUGGAAUACGUACCAGGUAAGCGAAUUCAUUGGUCUGGUGGGAGGUUGGAGCCACCUCCUGAUACACCAAAAUGUGGUUACGAUGGCUCUUUAUGUCCAGAUAACACUUUGCCGGGCUAUGCUAUCCUGUCCAUUGUUCUCAGUUCUAUUGUCGUUGGACUCGUAGUGGCUUCAGUCAUCAUCUACAGACACUACAAACUAGAAGCAGAAAUCGCGUCCAUGACGUGGAAAGUACAUUGGGAAGACGUAUUAGUAGUUCCUGUCGGUGGAAGAACUAGGGGUUCGAUGCAUUCUCUUGCUCCGAAUAAACAACGUGGUAGUCAGUUGACAAUCUAUUGGGAUGAUGAUGUAAGCUUGCCUGGUGGUGUAGAUAGAAAUGUAUAUAUACCUACAGGAAUUUAUAAGAAUUCACAAGUAGCAAUAAAACCGCUCCCUCGGAAUAAAGUUGAGAUCUCAAGGCCACUUUUAUUGGAACUAAAAAGAAUGAAGGACCUUCAGCAUGAUCACUUGGUACGAUUUUAUGGUGCUUGCGUCGAGCCACCUCACUGCUGUCUUCUUACUGAGUACUGUCCUAAGGGAUCACUACAGGAUAUCUUGGAGAACGAUCAGAUUAAAUUGGAUCGAGUUUUCCGAGGUUCUUUGAUCCAUGAUAUUGUAAGGGGUAUGGCAUAUCUUCAUGCAUCUGAAGUCAAAAGCCAUGGCAACUUAAAGUCUUCCAACUGUGUUGUGGACUCUAGAUUUGUUCUAAAAAUUACGGAUUUUGGAUUACACGAAUUAAGAAAACCCAGUCCUGGAGAUUCUGAUGAUGACAUGGAUAGUUAUGCUCAUUGGAAAAAACAACUUUGGACAGCACCAGAACUGUUGAGAAUGGAGAGACGACCGCCUGAGGGUACUCAAAAAGGAGAUGUCUAUAGCUUCGCUAUAAUCGUACAUGAGAUCGUGGUACGCCAAGGACCAUUUUACUUAGGAGAAGACAGCAAUUACUCCCCAAGGGAAAUCGUCGAGGGAGUCAGAAGAGGAGGAGGAUCUCCAUUAAGACCUUCGCUUGAUGAGGCAGCAGUAGAGGAAGAAGUAGCUACUUUGAUGAGGCGUUGCUGGGCACAAGAUUCUGCAGAUCGACCAGAUUUCCCUGCAUUGAAGCAAACGAUUAGGAAAAUCAACAAAGACUAUGAGAGCAGUAACAUUCUGGAUAACUUGCUUUCGCGCAUGGAGCAAUAUGCAAAUAACUUGGAAUCACUGGUCGCUGAACGUACAGCUGAUUAUCUCGAGGAGAAACGUAAAUGUGAAGAGUUGCUAUAUCAGCUUUUGCCAAAGUCGGUAGCUUCCCAGUUAAUUCUUGGGCAAAGUGUCAUUGCUGAAACUUACGAUGAAGUUACAAUUUACUUUAGUGACAUAGUGGGUUUCACCAGUCUCUCAGCUGAAAGUACACCUCUGCAGGUGGUGGACCUUCUCAAUGACCUCUACACAUGUUUCGAUUCAAUUAUUGAGAACUUUGAUGUCUAUAAGGUGGAAACAAUUGGAGAUGCUUAUAUGGUCGUAUCUGGAUUGCCAGUUAGAAAUGGCAUGAAUCACGCAAGAGAAAUAGCAAGAAUGAGUCUUGCACUUCGUGACACUGUCAUGACAUUUAGUAUUCGUCACAGGCCUAAUGAACAGCUAAAGCUUCGCAUUGGAAUGCAUAGUGGGCCAUGCGUAGCUGGAGUUGUUGGACUUAAAAUGCCUAGGUACUGUCUCUUUGGAGAUACAGUUAACACUGCAUCAAGGAUGGAGAGCAAUGGAGAAGCUUUGAAAAUCCACGUCAGCCCUAAGACUAAAGAAAUACUGGAUACUUUUGGAACUUUUGAACUCUGCUGCCGAGGGGAAGUCACGUUAAAGGGAAAAGGCAAGAUGACGACCUACUGGUUGAUUGGAGAGAAGCCCAUCAAUAACAAUGUCCAGGAGAAUACCUCGAGCACCACAAAUGAUCAAAACCCACAGCAGCAGCAACAACAGCAAAUCCAAGGCCAAAAUAAUUGUACUCGUAACUCAUUGAAUAUGACGGGAAAUGGAGCACCCAGGAAUCAUUCACUAAUGUUAUCUCCUUCUCAUCAAAGAAAUUCCAACAAUACAGCAACCACGCACUCCGGAACUGCAGUUCAUUCAAGUCUUUCUAGUGAUAACGUACCAAAUCAUGCGGAAAGUGGAGCAAAUACUCCUCUUCUGUUGUCAGCAGGAUCGAUUCCUAGGGCUUAAAUAAGACUGCUCGUAAUCAAAUUGUCGGCAACUGUCACAAUGAGGUGCAGGCACUUCUGCUACUGUGAACACAUUAAUUCAACGAGUGAAAGAGAUAAACGAACGCAUGAACGAUUGAGAGAAAAAGGGUUUGAUGGAUGAUUACUUGAGUUGAGGUGAGUUAUUGAAAGUUAGUAAAAGAUUAAGAUGAAAAAUGAAAGAGGUGACCUAUGGUCUCAUGUUUACAUAUUUAAAUUAAUUUAUGUUAUAAUGAGAUGAGAUAAAGAUGUAUUUAGGAUGCAGAGAAAAAGUUAUCGAUCAAUUUAAAUUUUAUUUAUAAAUUUUUUAAAAUAUAUAGACUCAACGAAUACUCACAGACGAGAAAUAAAAAUGGAUCAAUAUAGUAUAUAUAUAUAUUGGAAUGUUGAUAGUUUAUGAAAAAAAAACUUUAGUUAAUAAAGAAAAAUAUAAGUUUUGUCUUAAAGGUGCUGAACCAUUCCCAUGAUAAAUUAUAGGGUUUCUAUAAUAGUUAAGAAAUCGUUUAGUAGAUCGAUAUUAAUGUUGAUAUUCUUAAUAGAAAUUUCUUUUAGUCGUUUAUUAUUUACGUGAUAAGAUUAGAAAAGAGAAAAUGAUCUCGGUACAAAAGGAAUACCGGGACCAAUUUUACCAAUAAUUAUUGCUAUAAAUCAAUCACAAAAGAUUGAAAGAGGGAGGAUGAAGUGUAUAGAAGAUAAAAAGACAAGAUAAAUUGUUCAAGUUGAAAGAAAAGUCGAGAAGGUGCUAAAAAUCUUGACAAAUCGUAUAGGAAAUCGCACGGGAGUGACUGUUCGAGAUUAAUCGAUCGUGUACAAGCGAUAGGAGAGUAUUCUCCUUUGAGCGCACAGUGAGCCAUCGAAUAUACUAAGAUAGACGCAUACAAGACAGUAUUAUAUAUAUCUACUCACCUUUGUCUACUCUAUCGAUUGCUUCAAAGAAAUUCUUCCUGUCUCAUUUGUUUCAAUCGAAUUCACCCUUUGAUUAUUAAUUUUAAAUAAUUACCAUCUGAUCGUACAGCAUGUGAUGAACUUGCGAUCACAAAAUAUUAUUUACAUUGAGAUUAAAUAUUGUAACUCCAUAGGAUCUAUUGAUCUAUCGAUCUAUCUUUAAUAAUACGAUUUUAAAUAAUAAGAUAGCAAGAAAUUUUAUUAGUUUUAAAUGUAUACAUGGAAAUUUAAAUAAUUUCAAUAAUAUAUUAGGUUAUUAUUAUAAUAAUAAUAAUAUUAAUGUAUAUAUACACAACAAUGUCUAUGUAUACAGGAAAAAUAGAAAGACAACAGACAUUAAUUAUUAAUACAUUGAGAAAUGAUUGACGUUUAUGUUAUAAUAGACUGUUAUAUAUUGAGGCUGGGCCUCUUUUUUGUGCGGUUGAAUGUUAUAUUCUAUUGAAUGUAUGCUGAGCGUGUGUCUGACAGGGUGAAUUGUCACUUAAAUGUUUUGAUGUGCUAACAUGAUAUAUAAUAAUGAAAAAUAUAAAGGCACAAAUCCAGCUGAGUGACAAGAAAUAGUGCAAAUAGACGCUCGAGUUAUCAAAAAAUGGACCGAUACUUUAAAUGUGGCAAGAGUGCAAUUAUAUAUUUAUCUCAAGACAAACUCUUUUAACGAUGUAAUAAUGAUCAAUAUUGCUGAAAUAAAGUUUAAUUGUUUUUGAAUAUUUUUCUUA